ACCACGCCCACAAUGCAUCGCGCGGCGGGCCAAGAUGGCGGCGGCACCGUCGUGGCUGCUGCUGCUGCGGCUGCUGCUCCGCCUGCUGCGUCCGGGCGCUGGAUUAUCAGCAUGUGGGAAAUAGAGGUCAAAUGACACAUUCAUGAUGCCAGCACGCGUCUGCUGCUGCUGCGCGGCCCUGCGCCCGCGAUACAAGCGCCUGGUGGACAACAUAUUCCCCGAGGACCCCAAAGAUGGCCUGGUCAAGUCCGACAUGGAGAAGCUGACCUUCUACGCGGUCUCCGCCCCGGAGAAGCUGGACCGCAUUGGCGCCGACCUGGCGGAAAGGCUGAGCCGGGAUGUCAUCCGCCAUCGCUACGGGUACGUCUUCAUUGCGAUGGAAGCCCUGGACCAGCUUCUCAUGGCCUGCCACUCGCAGAGCAUCAAGCCCUUCGUGGAGAGCUUCCUGCACAUGGUGGCCAAACUCCUGGAGUCCGGAGACCCCAAACUGCAAGUCCUGGGAACCAACUCUUUUGUGAAGUUUGCAAACAUUGAGGAGGACACUCCUUCCUAUCACCGUCGCUACGACUUCUUUGUGUCCCGCUUCAGUGCCAUGUGUCACUCCUGCCACGACGACCCGGAAAUACGGAAUGAAAUCCGGAUCGCCGGCAUCAGGGGCAUUCAAGGAGUUGUCCGUAAGACGGUGAAUGAUGAGCUCAGAGCCACCAUCUGGGAGCCUCAGCACAUGGACAAGAUUGUCCCUUCCCUGCUUUUCAACAUGCAGAAGACGGAAGACCUAGAUGGCCGAAUUGGACCGCCCGCCUCUCCUUCCGGUGAGAAAGAGGAGAACCCUGCUGUCUUGGCUGAGAACUGCUUCCGAGAACUGCUGGGCCGUGCAACCUACGGGAACAUGAGCAACGCUGUCAGGCCCGUCUUUGCGCAUUUAGGCCAUCACAAACUCUGGGACCCGAAUGAAUUUGCCGUCCACUGCUUCAAGGUCAUCAUGUACUCCAUCCAAGCCCAAUACUCACACAACGUGAUACAGGAGAUCCUGGCACACCUGGACAGCUGCAGGCGAGAUUCUCCCCGCGUCCGAGCUGGGAUCAUCCAGGUCCUACUGGAGGCCGUGGCCAUCGCAGCCAAAGGAUCCAUCGGGCCCACCGUCCUGGAGGUUUUCAACACCCUGCUGAAACACCUGAGCCUCAGUGUGGACUUUGAACUGGGCAGCGGGAGGGACCUUCACGGCAGCGCUGCCCCCACCGCCCCCUCCAAGGAGAACGACGAGCGCAUCGUCCAGAACGCCAUCAUCCAGACCAUCGGUUUCUUCGGAAGCAACCUGCCCGAUUACCAGCGGUCGGAGAUCAUGAUGUUUAUCAUGGGGAAAGUCCCCGUCUUUGGGGUGACCUCCCAGACCUUGGACACCAGCGAGCUUGGGGAUUUGGGAACCCGGAGGAUCCAAAUCAUGCUGCUGAGGUCAUUGCUGAUGGUGACCUCCGGCUACAACGCAAAGAGCAUCGCCUCGGUGCUCUCGGCGCCCUUCCUGGACCCCCUGCUCUCCACCUCCCUCAUGGAGGACUGCGAACUGCGCCAGCUAGUCCUGGAGAUCCUGCACAAUCUCAUUGACCGGCACGACAACAGAGCCAAACUUCGAGGGAUCAGAAUCAUCCCGGACGUCUCCGAUCUGAAGAUCAAGCGAGACAAAAUUUCACGGCAAGAUGUCAGUUUUAUGAAGAAGCACGGCCAGCAGCUGUACCGCCACGUCUACUUGGGCUGCAAAGAAGACGACAACGUGCACAAGAACUUUGAGCUGCUCUACACCUCGCUGGCUCUGAUCACCAUCGAGCUGGCCAACGAGGAAGUGGUCACGGACCUCAUCCGCCUGGCCAUCGCCCUGCAGGACAUUGCCAUUCUCAACGAGGACAACUUACCCAUGUUCCACCGGUGCAGCAUCAUGGGGCUGGUUGCCGCGUACCUCAACUUCCUGAGCCAGAUGAUCGCGGUCCCGGCUUUCUGCCAGCAUGUCAGCAAGGUGAUUGAAAUCAGAACAGUGGAAGCGCCCUACUUCCUGCCGGAAACUCACCUCCGAGAGAAGUGCAGCAUUCCCCCGAACUUUGGUAAGGACGACAAGAGCCUGUUCUUCCUGACUCACAAGAUUGUGGAGUCCUUAGGAGGCAGCGGCUACAGCGUGGAACGGCUGUCGGUGCCGUACGUGCCCCAGGUGACAGACGAGGAUCGGCUGUCACGAAGGAAGAGUAUUGUGGACACUGUGUCUAUUCAGGUGGACAUCCUUCCUGGAACUGGUGCAGAAGAUAAGGUCAACAGCACAGAGGAGAUAACUUUUGAAGCACUGAAGAAGGCGAUAGAUAAUACCGGCCUUGAAGAGCAGGAGAAGGAGAAGAGGCGUCUUGUUAUUGAGAAGUUUCAGAAAGCUCCCUUUGAAGAGAUCGCAGCGCAGUGUGAGACCAAGGCAAACCUCCUCCACGACCGACUGGCUCAGAUCUUGGAGCUCACCAUUCGACCCCCGCCCAGUCCUUCAGGAACCCUGACCAUCACGGCCGGCUGCCCCCAUUACCAAUCGGUUCCCGUCUAUGAGAUGAAGUUUCCGGAUCUUUGUGUGUAUUGAGGGUCUUCAGGCCCUUGCUGGGAAUUAUUUUAGUCUUAGAGCAGACACCGUGUAAAGCCCAGGAGGUCCUCGCUCUCUUCAUUCACUCUUUUGCCACAUUUCAAAAGCGGCCACGAAGUGCAGUUAGGCUGGGAUUGUACCUGAAACACUUUAAUUUUGUACAUGUUCUUUUUGAAGUUGUGAAGAAAAGCGGAAGACGAUUUAUUUUUGGGCAACUUUGUUUUUAUGGUUUGGACGUAAGAGAGUGCUUAGGCAGAUCAUUCCACUUUGUCUAGAAGUUACAAUGCUAACUAUCAAAAUUCUGGGCUGGCUUUUGUUUACUAUCAAACCUUUUGCGUCAACGUAACUCUCGAGCACCUUCAGCGAUACGAUAAGUGGGCCCUUUGCUAUCAUUAACUAAAGGAUGAUGCUAAAUACUAGGCCACAUUGAAGAACUGGCACACAGCAGUUAAAUCUAACCCUAGGUUUGCUUUCUCCAAAUUCUGUGCUUCUGCAAAAUAGUUCUCACAUGCACUGUUCUGAUAAAAAAGGAAAGCCUCAUUUUGAGCUUUAAAGCCUGCAGUAUUUUUUCACCUUAACAAAAAUGUCUAGUCUAGAGCCCAUACUUUGGGGGGGAAAGUGUAUUUUUGCUGCACAGCGGUAUAUAGAGGAUAUAAAUAUAUAUAUAUAUAUAUAUUUAGUAUAGCACAAGAUAUUAAGGGCAUUUUAAAACGAGAGGGUUUUUAAAGACACAUUUCUGAAAUUGUAAUAGAAGAGUUGGUUAUCCUACGAACUGUUUCUCUCUGUAAUAUAGCGGUAAUGGUGAUAUUUUAUUAAGAACAAAAAAUAUGGACCGAGCCCCUAGGCAACUUGGAAUUUUUAUUGUAAAGUAUACAUUCCCCUUCCUUCUUUUCCAUCUGCCUUCUCUCUCCUCAAAGGCCUCCAGGUCAUUCACACCCAUUGCACAAAGGGGUAGAUUUUAAAUGUUUAGCCUGUCCUACAACUAACUCCAAAAGCUCAAUAAGCAGCUGGCGAGCUUUGUUAAUUUAACAUAUCGUAUAGUUGCCAGUUUGCUGAGGGGGGGGGUGGCCCAGGGACACGAAUCGGGGAGAAGGAAAGUCCUAGGAAUUUUACACUUUUUAAAUUUUUGGGCCAGCCUAUUAAAAGAGCCAAACUCCGGACGUGCUCACUGUAACCGAGCCCUUUUUUUCAGUUUGACAGCGCAAUCACAGCUCUUAGUGGAGGACGAAACCGCCUCUCGGGUGCAGCAUCCCGCUGUGAUUGCAGCUGCUCCGGCCUGCUCCGACGAGAGGCAGCGCCCCUCGCAGGACGCCCGGGGCCCCCUCCCUUGGCACCCUUAGCGCCCCCUUUUUGGUUUUGGAAGGUAAGCUGUAUGGGCGUCUGAUGUCAUGCGAGGGGGUGUCUUCCCGAAGAGCCAAAAAAAAAAGCCAAAGGAAGGCCUUCCUCCACACCCGUCUUUCUCCAAAGUGUGGCUGCUUACGCGCCAGCCCCGAAGGGUAGGCCAAACGCGCUGCCGUGAGUCACCCCAUGCAGUCUGUGACCGUCGGUCCUGCUGUCCGUCCAGCCGCUUCGCCCCACUGCUCUGCAUGCAACAGACGCCUGGCCUUCCAUGCCUCACCUGCUGGGCUGCCUCUCCAUCUUUUGUUGUUGUAUUAUUCCACAGUGGAACUCCCGACAUUUCCACAUUCUUGUGGUUCUUGUGUAGCCUUGAGUGGGGCGGGGGGGGGGGAAACGGGAGUGGUGGGCUUUUGAGGACAGGCUGCCUCCUGGGUCUGCAAGCACUCCUCGCCUGGUGCGUUGCGCUGGCCUGGAGAAGCGCAGUCUGCCGGGGAGACCGUGGCCCAGGAAGCUCACGGAGCCACGUUGUGGAUUCUGUAACGAUUCCUCGCACUCCGGAAGGCCUGCGUACUUGAUCACCCGUGCUCGUGGCUGUGUCGGUAUCGUUCGAAUGUUUUUGUCACUCUGGAAGUCCUGCCGGUAGUUGUAGGCAGACCCGCCUGUCCCUAAGCAUUUCAGCUGUUCUAUUUGGAAGACUGUAUAGCUUUCCGUUGGCAUUUUGUUUUAACGCAACAGUGAAAACUGCAGUACGGCGGAGGACAGCCGCCAACAACCGAAUUGUCUCUCUCACCGAUGCUUGAGUAGAUUUCUGCGCUCUCCGUACGAGCUGUUUGGUUAAAUGUAAGAACACUGUGCAAAUCCACUUGUAAGCAAUAAAAUUUACACAAAGGACAAAU
Messenger RNA from Crotalus tigris (Tiger rattlesnake), 4836 nucleotides. RefSeq names its product EFR3 homolog A (gene EFR3A). Lineage: Eukaryota; Metazoa; Chordata; Lepidosauria; Squamata; Viperidae. Gene Ontology annotation, biological process: protein localization to plasma membrane. The record is from RefSeq and is a predicted model, not a curated record. Gene Ontology annotation, cellular component: plasma membrane. The transcript has 24 exons. Bases 143 to 2602 code for a protein of 819 amino acids.